Molecule: messenger RNA, 1746 nt
Organism: Saprolegnia parasitica CBS 223.65
Lineage: Eukaryota; Oomycota; Saprolegniomycetes; Saprolegniales; Saprolegniaceae
Exons: 2
Coding region: 1-1746 (581 amino acids)
Molecular function (GO): protein binding
Source: RefSeq, a predicted model, not a curated record
AUGGCGACCUUCUGCAGCGUCGUUCUGGCGCAGCCCGCGAUCGCGUCGAUCAUCUUCAAGCUUCAGUUUGGCGUCUACGAAGACAUCGCAUCGCGCUUCCGCGACUUUAACCACCUCGUGGAUGCUUACCCGAUGACGGAGACCGAUGACACGCCGUACUACGCCCUCGACGGGACCUUCGUCACGAGUUACCGUGUCGACGACGAUGGCUUGGCGGCCAAAGGCUUUGGCGCCGGAAGCUUGUACCUCUCAAAUCACGUCACGCGCGACGCUCGCUUCCCGCUGCACUUGGCGAUCUGCGAAGGCGAUUUGCGCGCGGCGCAGCGUAUCGUUGCCUGCCGCCCCGACCUCGUGUACCAAGAAGCCAUCCAGGCGGCGCUCAUGACCGGCCAUCUCGAGAUCGCAGACUUUCUACUGCAGACGCACGCUGUGGACCGCAACUAUGACGAUGAGUUUUUUGGUCGCAUCUCGCGGCCGCUGGACGCGUGGCUGCCGUCAGCGCUGGUGCGGACCAACAAUGCGGAUGCGCUGGCACUGCUGUGGCGCCAUCGCCAACUACAAUGGUCGGACAACCUGCUUCGCGCAGCCAGCUUCCAGUAUGCGCCGCGUGCCAUUGCGUUUCUGUACCAGCACAUGCCACAAGCAGUGUACGACAGCUUUGUGGACGACGCUGCGACCCUCGGUCUCUUGGAGAUCGUGAUCGACCUCGUCGCGCGCGGCGCCAACUGCACGUUGGCCGCCCUAGACGCUGCCGCCGUCAACGGUCACGUCGGCGUCGUUCGCUUCCUCAUUGAGCAUUGCCAUCACGCGCCGUCGCGCUGGACGCUUCAGAAUGCGGCGGCGAAAGGGCACUUGGCCGUGGUCACAUAUCUGCAUGAGCUCGGGACCUUGGACGAUGCAGUCAUGGCCGCAUUCUCAGCCGCGUACUACGGCCAUGACGACGUUGCGCACUACCUGGUGGCCAAUAGACGCGUGGUUGACACCACCGUGCGCGUCGACGCGCCCGUGUCGGACCUCGUGCUCAUCGCGAUGCACUUGCUCUCGAUCAGACACACUCUGGAGCAGACCGCUUCAUACUUGUCAACCCUCACGAAGAAGCGAACGUCGGGCGUUCUGGAAAUCGCUGCCUUUUCCAUCGAGCGCGGCGUCGUGCUCGAAGCUACCUGGAUGAUCGACGCCUGCGAGCGAGGUGACAUGGACGUCGUCGUCUACCUCCACGAACACGGAGCCGCGUCAUCGCCCCAAGCCAUUGACACAGCUGUGCGCUACAACCAAUGGGCCAUCGUCGACUUUCUCAUGGUCCAUCGAACCGAAGGCGCGACGCUUGCUGGCAUUGAGCUUGCACUUGCGCGCGGCCAGUUUGAUCUGAUUGCGCGUCUUUGGGCGAGGCAGCCCGAACUCCGCGACGACGACCUCUUGCGUGUGGCUUGUAUCGAAAGCAACGCCGACGCCGUCCAUUUUCUGCUUAAAGGAGGGGUCGGGAAGCCACGCCAUCUCUUCUUCGACGCGUUCUGCGUGCGCAGAGGAUGCCUUGGCGCCCUCUUACCCUACGUCUUAGAUGCGCCGACACCGGUCGAGAACCUCGCCUUCCUCGUCGAGACGUUUGCUGGCAUAGCAAACUGCAUAUCCAAGUCCAACCUCUUGGUCAUCAAGGCCGAGAUGCCAACGACCUUCAAGCUCGGACCGCCACACUCUUGCGGCGGGGCGCCGAGACGACGCGACUAUGUGAUGGUCGGCGGGUGCUAG